CAGAAAGCAACCUCUGCCCAGGACGUUGCUGAGGAUAGGAUGAUGGCCAGACCAUACUGUGUGGUAGUCGCCCUAUUGCUGCUGGCAGAGGUCUCUGGGUUCAAAGAAGGGGCAUCCAAUCCUGGGUUCGUGGCCAGAAUCACCAGAAAAGGCCUGGAAUAUGCCCGCCGAUUCGGAGUAGCCAUCCUGAAGAAGGAGCUGUCCACAAUCAAGUUGUCUGAUUUCUCAGGAAGCUUCAAAGUCGGCUGGAUUAAAAGUGUGAGCUAUGACUUUUACAGACUGAAGAUCCAUUGCUUUGAGCUCAGGAACUCGGAUUUGAGGCUACGCCCAAGGCAGGGGGUCAGAGCCUCCCUGUCCAAUAACUACGUGUUUGUCAGUGGGAACUGGAAGGUGAAAAAGGCUUUCAUCACCCUAGAUGGUACUUUCGAUGUGAAUGUGGAUGGCAUUUCCAUCUCAGUCUCUCUGAACUUGGGCAAGGACCAGUCUGGACGGCCCACUGCCUCCGUGUCCCACUGCCACAACUCCAUUGGCCACAUCAGUGUUGACAUUUCCGGACAGCUAAGCUGGAUCCUGAACCUCUUCCAUGAAAGAAUUGAAAACAAUUUCAAAAAUAUCUUGGAACAAAAGAUCUGCGAAAUGGUCAGGAAGUCAACCACCUCUCACCUGGAGCCCUAUCUCCGGACUCUGCCAGUUAUCUCAAUGAUUGAUCAGGUUGCCGGCAUUGACUACAGUUUAGUAGGUGCUCCCCAAGUGACUUCUCAAGUCCUAGACAUACCCUUCAAGGGUGAAUUCUUUGGCCAAAACUGGCACUCCCCAGCCCCCUUCGAUGCUCCGCCAAUCAGGCUGCCCGAGAAACACGACCACAUGGUCUACUUUGCUGUCUCUGAAUAUGUCUUCAACACAGCCAGCCAGGUUUACCACCAGGCUGGGCGCAUGAACUUCACCAUCCAAAACCACCACAUUCCGGGGGACUCUCCAAUCCACCUGCACACCAGUUCAUUCCGGGCCAUUAUUCCUCAGCUGGCCAGGUUGUACCCCAAUAUGGAGCUAGAGCUUGAGACGUCACCCGCAUCAGCUCCAUUCCUGACGUUCACCCCUGGGAGUGUGACCUUCACGCCAGUGAUAGACAUCCAGGUCUUUGCUCUCCUGCCCACCUCCUCUGACCGCAAGCCACUCUUUCAGCUCAGGGUGGUAAGUCUGAUCUCUGGGUUACAUCUGCCAUUGGGUAAGCCCCUCUCUCCACUGAAGGAGUGGGAGACUGAUGAUGCUGGAGACUACUUCUGCCUGCCCGCAGAGUGAGGGAAACUUGCAUUCCUGGCAAGAACAGCCAGGCUUCCCAAGAACAUACUUAAUCAAAUCAUACACUGUCAGAGUUGCAAGAAAGUCAUUCACUCCAGCUAAG
Leptonychotes weddellii (Weddell seal) is the source of this 1402-nucleotide messenger RNA. The record is from RefSeq and is a predicted model, not a curated record. NCBI's taxonomy places the organism in Eukaryota, Metazoa, Chordata, Mammalia, Carnivora, Phocidae.